CAGCUAGCUUGCUACCCUAGUUAUCAUGGAGAACCAGUGGAAUAAUCUUCAGUCCGGUGGACGAGACAAACAGCGAAAGAAAGGAUUCAACGCCGGACUAGGGGGAUCGUCUGGAUGCGAGGAUGGAGAACGUAAACCAAAAUUUCAUUUACACGUUAAAAACAUUAAGGAUGAUGUGCUGGACAGGUUUGCCAGUAUCCGUAUCCCGGGCAGUAAGAAGGACCGUCCUCUCCUCCCCCACGUCAAACACUCCUCUUCCUCUGAAUGGUCCUCCUCUUCCUCCUCCGCUGAGUUUGAGGACCUGUCCUCCAAGAUCACCUCAGAGAAGGAGAUACUGGGCCUCUUCGAGAAGAUGAUGGAGGAUAUGAACCUGAAUGAGGACAAGAAGGCUCCUCUGAGAGAGAAAGAUCUGACCACCAAGAGAGAGAUGGUCAUCCAGUACAUUGUUACUGCAUCCAAAACACGCUAGGUGAACGGGUUGGGGGUUAGAACAGUGGUGUGUAGCCCGUGGAUAGACGUGGAGCGGGCUGACUCCAUCGCUAGGUGAACGGGUUGGGGGUUAGAACAGUGGUGUGUAGCCCGUGGAUAGACGUGGAGCGGGCUGACUCCAUCGCUAGGUGAACGGGUUGGGGGUUAGAACAGUGGUGUGUAGCCCGUGGAUAGACGUGGAGCGGGCUGACUCCAUCGCUAGGUGAACGGGUUGGGGGUUAGAACAGUGGUGUGUAGCCCGUGGAUAGACGUGGAGCGGGCUGACGCGGGGAAUAUCCACCGCCCAGCUCCCUCGCUGAGAAGGCGACUGCUCUCGUCCGGAGCAGAAUAAAUCACAAUAAAGGAACUGUGGCGUUCCAGAUUGGAUCUCUGUGGUCUCUCUCUCCCUCCCUCCCUCUAUCUAUCUCUAUCUCACUGCCUC
Molecule: messenger RNA, 910 nt
Organism: Coregonus clupeaformis (lake whitefish)
Lineage: Eukaryota; Metazoa; Chordata; Actinopteri; Salmoniformes; Salmonidae
Product: protein diaphanous homolog 3-like
Exons: 5
Coding region: 26-469 (147 amino acids)
Biological process (GO): actin cytoskeleton organization; actin filament polymerization
Cellular component (GO): cytoplasm; actin filament
Molecular function (GO): microtubule binding; actin binding; small GTPase binding
Source: RefSeq, a predicted model, not a curated record